AUGCUCAGAACUUGCAGCCCUUCUUUAAGGCUUUUUUCCGGUUGUCUUUUGAGAAACUCUAUCAGACUACAAUCUACAAUAGAGACUGCACAGUUGGAUGAAGCGUUAGAAAGCACAUUUACCAUAUUUCCCCGUAUACAGGAUGUGAAACCUGAAGAUCUUUUGGGCAGUAGCUCUUUUGAGAAACAACAGUAUUUUGUGGAAAGAAGUGCGACUGGGAAUUUGCCAGUUUACACCGAUUACAAGGCCGGUGGUAAUAAAUCGGUUACUGAGAUUAGGAAAAUAACGGGGAACAUUGUACAGUUAAGAAACGAUUUACAGGCAGAAUUGCCACGCAUCGAUAAGGAUGCAUGGACGAUAAGGCCACAGUCAAAUAAAAUCGUUGUGAAAGGUGACGUUGCCCAAGAUAUAAAGAAAGUCCUUCGGGCAAAAUUCUAA
Messenger RNA from Torulaspora delbrueckii, 438 nucleotides. It is a transcript of the gene IMG2, whose product is annotated as mitochondrial 54S ribosomal protein mL49. The record is from RefSeq and is a predicted model, not a curated record. Gene Ontology annotation, cellular component: mitochondrial large ribosomal subunit; ribosome. The transcript has a single exon. Lineage: Eukaryota; Fungi; Ascomycota; Saccharomycetes; Saccharomycetales; Saccharomycetaceae. Gene Ontology annotation, molecular function: structural constituent of ribosome. Gene Ontology annotation, biological process: translation. The coding region runs from base 1 to 438 and encodes 145 amino acids.